AUGAAUGAUUAUGAAUCUUAAUUAAAAUAAUUGAUUAUAAAUCACUUUAUAAGGAUAAAGCAAUAGAUAAUUUAUCAAUAAAAAAAUAAAUCCAAAAAAAUUAAAUUAAGAGUCUUAUUAUUUAAAAAAAAGAGCAAAUAACGAAAAAGUUAUUUCGAAAAGAGAAUAAUAAUUCUACGAUAAUACUAAUAACCAAGUAAGAGUAAAUUAUAAAUGGGACGUAAGAGAAGAGCUAUGAAGGCUAAAUUGGAUUAAUUUUUGGAAUACAUUCAUUCUUCGGAGGAAAAGAUGACCUAGGAGUAAUAUCUUUAACUCGUAAGAGAAAAGGUGAAGUAAUUUUCAAAAAAAGAUCUUAAGUAGAUUCAAACAAAUUACAUUCUGGAAAAGAUCUGUGAAGUAUGUAAUGACUAUCAUCACGAUGAAUAACUACUCCUCUGCGAUUACUGUGAUGAUGCUUAUCAUUCUUUUUGCCUCAACCCACCUCUUAAGGAAAUUCCUGAUGAAGAAGAAGAUUGGUUUUGUCCAGUCUGCGUUGAAUAAAAAUAUUAAAUGGAAAAAGAGAAAAGAAGCAGUGGAGGAAGGAGAUCUAAUUCAAAAGUACAAAAACUGCUCGAGUAGUUUAAUUUUAAAAAUUAAAGAGAUGUUGCUUAAAAGAUACAGAUUUGUGGAAAAUGUGAUGAUAUGAUUCUCUACAUGGAGAACGAAGGUGUGAUUGAAGAAAGCGAGAAAUGUAUCAAAUGUAAUAAAAUGUAUCACAAAGAGUGCUUCAGUAAAAAGAAAGAAUCUAUUUUAUGCAAUUCCUGUCAAACGCUUAUCAAAAAAUAAAUCCCUACUGAUUAGAAACUUAUCGAGGAUUACUUCAUUAGAGGAUAGCAAGAAUCUUUGGGUAAUAAACCCUACGAAUAGGAUGAUAAGAAGUCAGAUAAAAAAAAUAAAGCUACUCAGGAUUCUAAGAAGAUGAUUAAUGAAAAUAAAAAGGAGAAGCAGGAUGAUGAAAGUGAUGAUGAGAUACUUGAUGUUGAUGCUCUUAAAGAAAUGGAAAAUAUGAGAUAAACUCGUGGAAGAAGAGCUAAAUUGUUGUAAGAAAAAGAAUAAAAAGAAUAAAAGUAAAGUUAAAAAACAGAUAAAUCUACUAAAGUUGAAUAACAAACUCGCAUCACUAGAUAAAGAACUCAAGAAAAAAUAGAUAAAUUAAAUGAUUAAUAUAUUAACGACUCAAAUAAAACAGUUAACUCUGUUUUGGCUAAAAAAAGAAAGAAAAAUGAUUCUACUGAAUUUAUAAGUAAUAAAACUUAAAUUAACGAUGACUCUUUGACUCAACCACUGGCUAUUAACUAAAAAUCUAGCAGCAGCAGUAGUUAUUAUAAUGACGACUGCGAGUCUAAUAUGUCUACAACUUAUUCAUCAACAAGCAAUGAAACAUAAGCUAAAAACACUACUGCACCUAUAAAUUCAAAAGGAGGAGUUAAAUUCCUACUUCCAGUUCCAAGCUCUAAUCCAAUUGUUAAUUUAGAAUGCAAGCAAUCUUUAAUCUAUGCUUUGAAAGCUAAAAACAUCUAAUUCUGCGACGAUUUGUGCUACACUUAACAAUGCCCUAAAUAAAGCAAUAAUGCUAAUUUAGAACCAAAUUUGUAAGUAAUUGAUCUUGCAAAUAGCAUUAUAUUCUAAAAAUUCAAAGAAAUGAGCAGAUAGGGGAUUUAUGCUCCUGUUGUAGUAGAAGAAGAUAAGAUACAAGGAUUUAUAGUAAGAGCUAUGGAUGAUAUAAAGGCAAAGACUUUAAUUUGCGAAUAUGUUGGUGAGGUCGAUUAUGCUAGAAACCACAUCUUCAACAAAAACGACUCUAUUAUGGAUCUUUUGAGAACAGCUAGAUCAAAAACAUCAUUAGUAAUUGUUCCUGAUAAAAAAGGUAACCUUGCUAGAUUCUUAUCAGGAAUUAAUAAUACUUCUAAAAAAUCUAUGGCUAAACAGAAUGUCCACAGUGUUAGAUUCAACAUUAAUGGAGAAUCAAGAGUAAUUUUAUAUGCCAAAAGAAACAUAAAAAAAGGAGAACUUCUAUAUUAUGACUACAAUGCAGGAGGAUUUGGAGAGUAUCCAACAUAAAAUUUUGUAUGA
Molecule: messenger RNA, 2112 nt
Organism: Tetrahymena thermophila SB210
Lineage: Eukaryota; Ciliophora; Oligohymenophorea; Hymenostomatida; Tetrahymenidae
Product: SET domain protein
Exons: 4
Molecular function (GO): protein binding
Source: RefSeq, a predicted model, not a curated record